AUGGAUGAAGUUUCGAAUAAAUGUGACAACAUUCAUAGCACGUCUGAUGCAUCUAACAAAAGAACAUGUCCAUUAGCUGUUUAUGAUUGUAGAGAUGUACAGCUCAAUGAGAGUUCAUUGCAAGAACAUUAUACUUCAGAACAACAUCAAAAAAGUCUCGUCAGAUGUACUCAGUCAAUUAUGGAAAGUAUGAAUGGUGUUUACUCCGAAGCCGAUAUAGAUAUGAAAGAAGAAAAAACUUCAUUAGUAGAAAAUUACGAAAAACUAUCAAUAGUAACAAGAAAUACAGAAACAAUUCAUGACCAACUUAUUCAAACAGACGUCGAGAUGCUUCAAUGUGAUCAACAAAAUUCAACUCUUCUUCAAGAAUUGAAUAAUAUUCAGACAACGAAUUCAUUGGAAAAAGCUUAUCGUGAUACAAUAUCACUUAAUCAAAAUAUUUUGAGACAAGACAUCACAAUGUUUGAGCAACAAGUAGCAGAUGAAAGUCAAAUAAUAAAAGAAGGACCCGAUGGAACGAUAGUUUGGAAAAUAAUUAAUGUUCGUGAAAAGACAUAUGAUGCUCAAUCCGAACGACAAACCAGUAUUUACUCGCCUGCUUUCUACACAUCAACUAUCGGAUAUAAACUAUGCAUUCGCCUUUAUCUUAACGGCGAUGGUACAGCACGAGGUUCACAUAUAUCAAUUUUUCUUGUAAUUCUUCGUGGCCCGUAUGAUGCAUUGUUGAAAUGGCCAUUUUCUUAUCGAGUAUCAUUUUGCCUUUUUGACCAGCGAACAAUGAUUGAAACAAAUGGAACAAUACAACCUAAACAUAUCAUUGAUACCUUUCGACCUGAUAUUAAUAGUAUAAGUUUUCAACGGCCAUGUUCAGCAAUGAAUAUUGCAUCGGGCAUUCCAAAAUUUUUUCCUUUGACUGAAUUUCAUAAAUCCGAAAACGAAAAUUUAUACGUAGUAAAUGAUACAAUAUUUAUUAAAGUUUUGAUUGAUUUUAUAGGAAUAUCUCGAUCAAUGCUUCCUUUUAUUUUCAAUCUGAAUAUUGCUUUGCCUGUACAUAUACAACAACAACUUAUCUCGGAUGAAAUAAAACGACGUCAAGAACAAAACACUAAUUGA
Rotaria sordida is the source of this 1113-nucleotide messenger RNA. The record is from the annotation of a GenBank genome assembly. NCBI's taxonomy places the organism in Eukaryota, Metazoa, Rotifera, Eurotatoria, Philodinida, Philodinidae.